AUGGUAGUGGCAGGAGUAAAUGGAACAUCCUCUGAACUGUUAAGCUUUGGAACAGUGCUGGUUAUGGACGAUCUUCUGACUGAAGGGCCAUCUCGAUUCUCCUCUGUUGUGGGAAGGGCCAAAGGAAUGCAGGCCGGUUCAGAUGUGAAGGGAAAGGCAGUUCACCUUGUGUUCUCUGCUGUGUUUGAGAACAAGAAAUAUAAUGGAAGCACACUUCAAUUCCAUGGAACAGAUCUCUGGACGAAGCCCUCUGGAAGAGAGGUUUCUGUGGUGGGAGGAACGGGGAAAUUGAGGUAUGCUCGUGGGUAUUCCAUUGUUACUCAAAACACUGAUCCAGAUGACUAUGUUGGUUAUAUCAAAUUCAACACUACCUUCCGAGUAGAUUAA
This is a messenger RNA of Cryptomeria japonica (Japanese cedar), 387 nucleotides long. RefSeq names its product dirigent protein 1. NCBI's taxonomy places the organism in Eukaryota, Viridiplantae, Streptophyta, Pinopsida, Cupressales, Cupressaceae. The coding region runs from base 1 to 387 and encodes 128 amino acids. The record is from RefSeq and is a predicted model, not a curated record. The transcript has a single exon.